This is a messenger RNA of Camellia sinensis, 693 nucleotides long. NCBI's taxonomy places the organism in Eukaryota, Viridiplantae, Streptophyta, Magnoliopsida, Ericales, Theaceae. The record is from RefSeq and is a predicted model, not a curated record.
CCUAUCAGAUCCCCUUCGCCCCUCCACCGGCUGGGCAUGAGUUCAUUGACAUCCCCGACCUUCCGCCGGUAUGUAUCACUGCACUUCGUACAGUCAUUUCAUUUCAGUUUACUUGAUAUUCCACAGAAUAUUGAUGCAUCUGAUACUUUUGCAGGCUUCUUCUGAGUACACCCGUCAGUCGUUGGCGAUGAAUGCCUCGAUGAUGGGGAUGCUCCAGCGGACAUUUGACCUUCUAGCCGUCUACAGCAUACCGCCUCCUUUCCAGAUUCCCAUGGCAGGAGGUGCUCCAGCUAGACCUGCUGUCCCUGCUCGGAGGAGAGAUGAGGAGGGCAGGACAUUUCCCCGUACCAGGGGAGGGCGUACUCAUGUCGGGAGUAGCUCGCGAGCUCCAGUCCCGGACGAUGACGACGACGAGGAGUCAGAGGCGGAGGCAGGGUCAUCGGAGGAGGAGACCGGAGACGGUUCUAGCUCGGGCUCUGAUGACGACGCUGAUGAUGCUCCUGGACCUUCGUCCAGGAAGAGGACCAGGACGGACUGACAGCCCUUGGAGUCGCUGGACAUAGAUGCAGAUUUUUGCUAUCUUUUCUUUCUUUCUUUGUACUUUUCUUUUUGUUGGUAGAUAGAUUACCUUGUACUGCCGCAGGCAGAUUUUUGUUUCCAAAACUUGUACAUUUGAAAAGCUAAGUAAAUGAA